AACCUUCCGCACGCCUGCGCAGUGUGCGUUGUUCCGCUGUGAUAAACAUACGUCAGACGGGAGUCUUCGUCGAGUCAAAACAAAACAAAAAAAAAACUACGAGGGACGAAGAAUCUGGUUCCAGAGAUUGGGAAUAACGAGCGGAGGUUCGCGAAAUCGUUUUUUGUUUGUUUUUUGUAAGUGUUAUUACGUAUUGAACCGAAGCCGGAGUGAAGCUCGCUGCGGUUUUUAACUCGAGUCGAAGGUGUUUGUUCGGUCGGGAGGGAGGGAGUGCGCGAGAGGGGCUUCUGCUGGGAAGCGCGAGGCUGCAGUGUGCUGGAAGAACAUGGCAGAUAGCAACACGCGCCAGCCUCCACCGCCGGUCUUGCAAACUUAAAAAAACAACAACAGCUUGCAAUUUUUUUCAUGCCAUUUAUUGAAGCUUUUCAAACCAUUUUUAGCUUUUUGUUUUAGGAAUCCAUACUUGCUGCUGGUGCCGCUAAUAUAAUACUCCGCGAGUGACACAGCAAGGCGCUGAAUUGCAUAUAUGUUUUUCAUAACUCCCGAACGGAUUAUGUUCUCUGAAAAGCGCGGAGGUAAUUUUGGGACAAUUUAAUAAUAACAUUUGAACUUCACACCAAAGAAGGAUCUGAGCGGUUUUUUUGGAUGCAACGAGACUGGAUUGUACAGUUCUGCGGUGAAUGGGUCGGAGUAGUUAUUCACACGCCGCUGGCUGACUUGUUGAGUUGAGCAAAAUAAUCUUGAGCCGGACUUUCUGUACUUUGGAGGGUUUUGCUGUGAAGGUGCGAUGCGGAGUUUUUUGGAUGCUGCUGGUAAUCUGUUAUGAAAUUGGGAGCCACCGUGCUUAAACCCCGAGACUGGAAGCUGUCACUCAGCCCCCUCACCUGUGACACCGCUGUGCUGGAUGUCUCGUAGUCAUACCUGCUGAUCUGCUAAAGAGAUCCCGUUGGUUGCACGCUGUUGUACAGUGUUUUUAUUGCUCUAUGCAAAUAUAUAAAGUAUAUAUUUUAAAGUCUAUAAUUCUCAUUUAAAAACACGUUGAAUUGGAAGUCUAAGCACAAUAAAUAGGCUUGCUUUGGUAACUGUAUCUGAAUUAUUAAUGGCGAAUGCCACCUGUUCGUUCUGAAGGAGUUUAAUGCACAGCCGUCAGUUUUCAUAUUGCUCCUUGUUUUUGCAUUCAGGAAUACUCGAGGCAGCUGUUUUAUCAAGGGGGCGAUUCAAUAAACCCAUUAAACACGUCGAUUAACACACGGAGCUGCCGGCGCCAGUUUUAGCUUCUUUCUUGGUAAACGUAUCGGAUACGGGACUCGUUUGUUUUCACGGAUGUAAACAGCACUGUCCAGAUGUUUUAAUUCACCGACUCAUUGAAGAAUUUCUUUUGUGUCUGGAUUUUUUUUUAAUGCCACAAACAGAAACCGCGUGUCCUGCCUGCUGAUCACGUCUGCCAGUAAAGCGGCAGGUUUUACUAUUAAGGAGAUUACUAUUCCCUUUAAUCUCCGAUCCGUGGUUUUGCGCUUCAGCGCAGCAUGCAGAUUACAAGCAUGUUUUAACCCUGCCGUUCUGUAGGAAUCUCCUUUAUGCAGAGGAUGGUGACUCAAAUGAGUAAUCAGGACUUAGGUGCAGCUUCCUGAACACGCGUGACAUCUUUUAUAGUCAUUAUUAUUAUUAUUAUUAUUAUUAUUAUUAUUAGUCUUUGGCAAUGCCAUGUUGAUACAAUACUUUUUGGGGACGUUUUAAAGCAUUUAAAAAAAAAAAAUUCUAAAACUGGUUUGAAUUAUUAUAAAUAUAUAUAGUAAAUAGCUCGCAUUCAAGAAAAAAAAAACUAUGGAGGAAGAGCAGACAACCGCAGUUGAAAUCGACCCGGACUUUGAGCCUCAAAGUCGCCCGAGAUCAUGCACCUGGCCUCUGCCUCGGCCCGACAUAUCCACUGUCAAACAGGAGGGGGGCGAUGGGGCGGAGUCUGCCGCGGGGACCCCGCCCACUGAGGAAGAGAAGCAGGAGCCUCUGCCAAUCAUUUCAGAGCCUGAGACAGUAGCGGUGCCCGAGGGCGGAGUUCAAGCGGGGGUGGGCGGGGCUACCCCGAGGAAAGGCUCCUCCCGCCGGAAUGCCUGGGGGAAUCAGUCCUAUGCAGAGCUAAUCAGUCAAGCCAUCGAAAACUCCCCUGAAAAAAGACUGACCCUUGCCCAGAUAUAUGACUGGAUGGUCAAAACAGUGCCUUACUUCAAGGACAAAGGGGACAGCAACAGCUCUGCAGGAUGGAAGAACUCCAUCCGCCACAACCUGUCUCUGCACAACAAGUUCCUGCGCAUGCACAACGAGUCGACCGGCAAGAGCUCCUGGUGGAUGCUGAACCCGGAGGGGGGGAAGACCGGCAAAUCUCCCAGGCGUCGCGCAGCCUCCAUGGAUAACAGCAGCAAGCUCCUGAAGAGCCGAAUCCGCGCAGCCAAGACUAAGAAGGCAGCCGCCGCCGCCGCUGAGGGGCCAGGCGGGGGUGCAGACAGUCCCAGCGGAGGCUCCCAGCAGCAGCUCCCCAAGUGGGGCGUCAGCAGCAGCAGCCCCUCGUCCCGCGGCAGCCUGGACGACCCCGAUAUCUGGACCAGCUUCCGGCCUCGCACCAGCUCCAACGCCAGCACCCUGAGCGGCCGGCUGUCCCCCAUCGCCCCCGGGCACGAGGACGACGAAGGCCUGGACGAGGACGACCUCCACUCCACCCUGGCUACCUACUCGGCCACCAGCGUGCCGCCCACCCUCACCGAGACCCUGCUGGAGGAGCUGGAGCUCAUCGACGGCCUCAAUCUCAUGUCAUCUCAGCAGCAGCAGCACAGCAACAGCAGCCCCUCCGCCAGCUCUCCCGGCACCACUGCCCUCCCCUCGGCAGCCACCCUGCUCCCGAGGAGCGCCAGCUUCUCCUCCUAUCGGCAGCUCCAGCAGAACAAACGGGAGCAAGCCGCGGUAGCGGCGGCAGCAGCAGUGUCGGUGGCACAGGCGAUGCAGCAGAACAAAAACGCAGGCAGCACCGCCACCGCCAACUUUGGCAACUCUCUGUUCAAGCCCUUGCCCAGCCCUGCUGGCGCCAAUAGGGUGGGAGGGCGCUUCGGAGGCAGUGUGGGCAGAACCGAGCGCCUUCCCUCCAGCCUAGAGGCCCUCCUGACCUCCGACUCGCCGCCUCCCAGCGAUGUCAUGAUGACCCAGGUUGACCCCUUGAUGCCGAGCCAGAGUGCUUCCAACCUGCUGAUCCUGGAUGGCCAGCUGAGCCGAGGGAAAGCGGCAGGGCAGCAGCAGCAGCAGCAGCAGCAGCUUUUAGGGAAGAGCCAGGAGCAGGGCUCCCUACUGACCAUGUCACUCCAGCAGCAGCAGCAACAAUACCGAGCCCAGCUGGGGAAUUCUGUCCAGCAGCUGGGAUUGGAAAUGCUGGUCCCGGGAAUGGGCCAGGACUCUGCCCACCUGGCGGCUCUGAAGGCCCAGCUGGCCCAGGGUCCCGGCAGCCCCUCGGCUGGGCCGCUCCUGGGCGGGAUGCCCUCCUCGUCUGCUGGGGGGCUCCCUGGAAUGGGCCCCUUCGGAAGCUCCGGGUGCUUCCUCACAGGACAGGACAAGCUGCCCACCGACCUGGACAUUGACAUGUUCACGGAGAACCUGGAUUGCGACGUGGAUUACAUCAUCAACAGCGACCUCAUGGAUGGAGAGGGUAUGGACUUCAACUUCGACCCCAUCCUGAACACCAAUCCGAGCUACCCCAGCCCUGCCACCAGCCAGGCCUCCUCCCACAGCUGGGUUCCCAGUUAGUCCCUCAACGCCCCUUGCAGGAUUCUCCAGAGCCCCAGACCCCAUGCAGUUCCUUCAUGCCGCUGUGUGGACUGGAAGCUGAACUCACAACCCUCGCAGCAGCUUCGUAAGGGUUAUGAAGACACUUGGCCAUACAAAUCACUGCACAGAUAUUUACAAUAUAUAUAUAUAUAUAUAUAUAUAUAUACACACACACACACACACACACACACAUAUUGUCCGGACCUCAUGUUUGUGUCAUCUGCCAACCAAAAAAAAUGAAUUUCAGCUUCCCUGAACACAUUUUGAUGAGAAUGCGACAGAGAGAGAGGUGCUGUGCAGCCUGGCACCCCGUGCUGUAGAGUGAACGUUGUGUUCCUGUAUUCCCUCCAGCAUGGAUCUCAGCAGCCUGCUGUUUUGACAGAAUGCAGACGGCUCAGUACAUGGUGAUUGUGGGUGGGAUUGCCGGCACAAUGAGACACUAGCCUGCCGCUGCUGCAGUGAGUUUGCUGGUCUGCACACACAAGGCAGCACCUCGCGGCACAGCUUGUGUUUAAUUAGCACAGAUUGGGAGGAAGGGUCACUCAGCGGGGAAUGCUUUUGUUUGUUUCGUGUGUUUGUUGUAUCCCUUUUAUUACUUUCAGCGUUUAAAAUAGGUGGUACGAUUUGGGGUGUCUUUUAAAUAUGGUGACAUUAAUAAAUAAAGAAGCCCACCGAUCCUUUCCCGUGGGAAGAAACUAGACUGAACAGAACAAAGCCUUUGCUGUUCUCUGCCUGCGCGUCAUUUGGAGUGUGGUGUUGGCGCACCAGGGCUUAGCAACCGAUUCAGCAACAGGCUGAGGUCUGUACAAAAAAUAAAAGAAUCUAUUCUGGAAUGCAACCCAAUGAAUUUAGUCUGAGUUCUAGAGCAUUCCGAAAUACUGUUCUAGAACUCAUCGGAUGAUCUUUUUGCAAUUAAAAAAAAAUAAUAAUUGAAAUUGCUUUUGUUCUUUGUACAGUGCAACAUGUAAAUAGCUUUAUAAACCCAAGUCUUUUAAAAAGGAGAAAAGGUACCAUUCACUUUUAACAUUAUUUUCAAUGUAUUUUAUAAGCAAACGAAUCAGGCAGCUCAUUCUCACCCUUAUUCCAGAAGGGUUAGGCUGGAGCUGGAUUUUAGAGAAUGGCUUGUUUUCUAUUCUUGAAAUGAUUUAUUUUCUGUAUACUAACCUUAUUUUGUAAGAAAUUACUUCAGUACGUGAAACAAGUAUUUUUGACAAUAGUAUAAUCAAGAUUGAGGUAAACUAGCUAAAUAUUGCAUUUAAAGAGAUUAUACAUUUAUAUUAAAAAAAAAAAAAAUUACUAAAACGGGCAGAGAGAACUAACAGUUUCAGCCCAUUUUUAACGGUCGUUUUCUAUAUAUUCUUUUAUUUUGUAAAAGAUAAAAUCAGUGUAGAUUUGUACAUAACCGAACAAACACUAAUUUGACUGCGUACAGAAUAGGAACAAAAUGGAGAAAAGUAUUUCAGCAUCAAUAAGCUUACAAUUGCUUAAAAGCAAAUGCAUUUUAAAAAUGAAAUAAGCAGGUUUGCAGAGUGAGCUUGAAGGAUGGAGCAGCGAGAUCGCUUUAUUAAUAUUACCAGGAGAGCCUACGGUUGACCCGAUUUUAAGAAGCAUUCGUGUCUGAAACGUGCACAAACUCCCGUUUGCAUCAUCAGGGACAUGUGCAAAAAAAAAAAAAAAAGUGACCCACAAUGUCAUUCACAGAGGACUGCAGUCCACUGAGUGACCCACAAUGUCAUUCACAGAGGACUGCAGUCCACUGAGUGACCCACAAUGUCAUUCACAGAGGACUGCAGUCCACUGAGUGACCCACAGUGUCAUUCACAUCUCUAUACAGGGCAUGUGUUGGGUUUCGUAGGUCCAUCAAGCACUCCUCAGCUGCUUCAUUUUGAAGCAGUUUUCAUCACGUCUUGUUAGACAGAACCUGUUUGAAAUCUGCUUAAACGUGAACUAGCCAUUAACUCUCAGGGUGGUUACAAAUGAAAAGCAUUGGCUGGUUAUGAGGAUUAUGAAGAUGAUGAUGAUGAUAAUAAGACAAAAACAUUCAUGUUUGCUAUAUAUUGUUUUACAAAAACAAAACAGCUUGCAAAAGGGAGAACGAAAUAUAUAAAAUAUAUAAAUCUGUUUUCUUCCCUGAAAAUAUUUUAUUUGUUUACAAAAUGAAGAAAAAAAAAACAACGGAUGCAACAGAGCGACUUCUGAACCACGGAAGAGUUUCACUUUGUUUCUUAUUAAUCACGUUGCUGUUUGUGAUUCUUCAUGUGGCUGGGUGGCUUGAGACUGUAAAUGGCAUUGUUGUUGUUGUUGUUAUAUUUUAAAGAGUAUUGCUGAAACUCCUUUGUUUGAUCACAUGCUUGAUAUAGCGGAGCUGAACUGUUGUAGGAGCACCAGGGCUGAAUCAGUGCAACGUGAACGUGCCCUAAAAGAGUGAGUGCGUUCCUGACAGUGCCUGUACCUGUACAUUACAGACAGGUGCACAGCCUUCAACAGAUAACAUCCACACCAACUGCAGUGCAGUGUGUCAACUCAGUGUGCAGGGCAGUGGGGUUUCAAACGCAGCACUGACUGUGGCUGCGUUUGAAUUGCAAUACCACAGUUCUCUUUACUGAGGCCACCAAGUAACAAAUAACUAAAUCUGAGGGCACACCAAGCCACGUUUCCAGGGACAGCGGCUUGAAACUUGGUUCCAGGAGACCUCGUUUGAGGCAACUUUGCCGUAUCAAACCCCAAGUCGACUGAAACCUAGUCUCCUGAAACCAAGCUCCAAGACACAAAGUGGCUUUGUGUUCCCUCAGCUUUAGAUUUGAUAAAUAUAAUGUGCAACUUUAGCUGUUUCAGCGUAGCAUAAUCACAGCCGUCUUUUUUUCAGAUUAUGUUGUUUGGUACUUUUAAAAUUUAAAAAUGUAAUCCCGGUUGCAGACCUGCUCAGUCUGGCUGCUCCUGGUGUGUUCUCUCGGGAGGUGGUUUUGCCAGUGGAUUGUGUAUUAAUAUUAAUCUUUUCAUGUUUUGUAUUAUUUUUUUUUUUUCAACAAGUUGAAAAGUAGUUUAAACACAAAGCUGUACUCAUCCCUUGUUUUUUGAUUCUUCAUCGUUUUAGUUGUUAUUGAGGGUAGACUUUUGGGGAGUUGUGCAUAGCCAAGCCGUGUAAAAUGUAAUCGUUUCAUUUUAAUUCAGGAUAUGUUUGUGUUUUGUUUUUUACCUCUCCAAAUCCCGCUUUACAUAUUGUAAAGUUAUCUAAGAUAUGUCUGAUUGUGGAAGAAAAAACCAGGAAAUUCGGCAUCGUUGUUUAACAAAUUAAAAUGAAUUUUUAUCUAAA
Molecule: messenger RNA, 7117 nt
Organism: Acipenser ruthenus (sterlet)
Lineage: Eukaryota; Metazoa; Chordata; Actinopteri; Acipenseriformes; Acipenseridae
Product: forkhead box protein O4
Exons: 3
Coding region: 1825-3783 (652 amino acids)
Biological process (GO): regulation of transcription by RNA polymerase II
Cellular component (GO): nucleus
Molecular function (GO): DNA-binding transcription factor activity, RNA polymerase II-specific; RNA polymerase II cis-regulatory region sequence-specific DNA binding
Source: RefSeq, a predicted model, not a curated record